Molecule: messenger RNA, 2578 nt
Organism: Daphnia magna
Lineage: Eukaryota; Metazoa; Arthropoda; Branchiopoda; Diplostraca; Daphniidae
Product: trifunctional enzyme subunit alpha, mitochondrial
Biological process (GO): fatty acid beta-oxidation
Cellular component (GO): mitochondrion; mitochondrial fatty acid beta-oxidation multienzyme complex
Molecular function (GO): enoyl-CoA hydratase activity; long-chain (3S)-3-hydroxyacyl-CoA dehydrogenase (NAD+) activity; NAD+ binding
Source: RefSeq, a predicted model, not a curated record
GAGGUAUUCAAGUUUACAGGCUUUAACUAUUAAGUAGGCCUUGGUACAAGAUAGAAGAUAUCUUUGCAUUUCGAUCAACGUAAGAUCAGUUUAGGUUCGUUAUGGCUACCGGAAGAUUAAUUUUGGUUUCGAGGUUUGUGACCUUCGGCAAGAGAAGUUGGCUAAGUAAGCUUUCUUCAUGUCAAUUUUCAACAUCAAGAAGGGUUGAUAGCCGUAUUCACACCAAGUAUGAAGUUAAAAAUGGAAUUGCUGUAGUCAAGCUGGAUUCCCCAAACUCCAAAGUCAAUACACUAAAUGUUGAAACUAUGACUGAGAUUAAAGAGAUCAUGGAUGUCAUUACUAAAGAUGCAAAUAUCCAUGCAACUGUUUUGAUGUCAGGAAAACCAGGUUGUUUUAUUGCAGGUGCUGAUAUCUCAAUGCUUCAGAAAUGUAAAACAGCAGAAGAAGCUUCCAAGUUAUCGAAAGCUUGCCAAGAUCUGCUGCUGGAGGUGGAACACAGUAAAAAACCUGUUGUGGCUGCCAUAAUGGGUUCCUGUUUAGGUGGAGGGCUUGAGGUUGCUAUGGCAUGUCAUUAUCGUAUUGCUGUUACUGAGAGUAAGACGGUUUUGGGAUUACCUGAGGUACUUUUAGGCCUGCUCCCUGGUGGCGGGGGUACUCAGCUUUUGCAGUUAACAUCCCUUCCAGCUACCCUGGAUAUGAUCCUAACUGGGAAAAGUGUUAAGGCAGACAAAGCUAAAAAGUUGGGUCUAGUUGAUCUGACUGUACAACCAUUGGGCCCAGGAUUGGAUAAACCUGACCAGCAAACUUUGCAGCAUUUAGAAAAAGUGGCUGUUCAGACUGCUGAAAAUUUAGCUUCUGGCACAAUAAAGGCCAAGCGCGAAAAGUCAGUCACCGAUCGCAUCUUGGCAGCAGCAUUAAAAUAUAAUUUUGUCAAGGAUUACAUUUUCAACAAAGCCAAAGCGCAGGUGAUGAAGCAAACCAAUGGAUUAUAUCCAGCACCCCUAAAGAUCUUAGAAGUGUUACGAACAACUGUAGAUAAAGGGUUUGAAGCCGGAUAUGUUGCUGAAAAUCAAGGCUUUGGUCAGUUAGCUGUAACUAAGGAAUCGCGUGGUUUAAUUGGUUUGUUUCAAGGCCAAACUGAAUGCAAAAAGAACAGAUUUGGAAAACCAGAACGUUCGGCAAAGACGAUUGGCGUAAUAGGCGCUGGUUUAAUGGGGGCUGGAAUAGCACAGGUUUCGGUUAAAGGAUUUGAAGUUUUGCUUAAAGAUGCGGCUGCAGGUGGUCUAGCACGUGGGCAAAAUCAGGUGUAUGCUGGUUUAGAAAAAUCUAUGAAGCGAAAAAAAAUCACUAGUUUUGAACGUGAUCGCAUUGCCUCCAAUUUAGUUGGUACGCUAAACUACGAGCCCUUCAAACAUUGUGACAUGGUAAUCGAAGCUGUGUUUGAAGAUUUAUCCCUUAAACAUCGUAUCGUCAAAGAAGUGGAAGCUAUUAUCCCAGAACAUUGCAUAUUUGCUACAAACACGAGUGCUUUACCAAUUACAAAAAUUGCGGAAGCCAGUAAGAGACCCGAAAAGGUCAUAGGCAUGCAUUAUUUUUCUCCAGUCGAUAAAAUGCAAUUGUUGGAAAUCAUCACCAACCCGAAAACUUCACGUGACACGAUUGCUUCAGCUGUAGAUGUUGGGCUACGACAGGGUAAAGUUGUUAUCACAGUAGGCGAUGGUCCAGGUUUUUAUACUUCGCGCGUUCUCUCCUUUAUGAUGGCUGAGGCAUACAGGCUUCUGUUGGAAGGAGUUGAACCACGAAAGCUUGAUAAACUUGGAAAAAGUUUUGGUUUCCCUGUUGGUCCAGUUACGUUGACGGAUGAAGUUGGUAUUGAUGUCGGUGCCCAUAUUGGAGAAUACUUGACUAAAUGUUUUGGUGAGCGUUUUGCGGGAGCAAAUCCGGAAGUUCUUAAUUCAUUAGUCAAGGCUGGAAUUACUGGUCGGAAGUCCGGAAAAGGCUUUUUUGUGUACGAGAAAGGAUUUAAAGGCGAGAAACCAGUUUGCACCGAGGCUCUUGACGUGCUUAAAUAUUCGUUGGUUCCCAAAGGAUUACAAAGCGAUGAGGAUAUUCAAUUUAGGCUAGCUUCGCGAUUCAUUAAUGAGGCGUUGUUGUGCCUAGAAGAAGGGAUUCUCGCUAAUCCGGCGGAAGGUGAUAUUGGAGCCGUUUUUGGCUUGGGCUUCCCUCCAUUUACUGGUGGACCUUUCCGAUUCGUGGAUGAAUUUGGGGCUGACAAACUAGUUACCAUUAUGAGGAAAUUUGAAGCUGCAUAUGGCAAGUGCUUCACGCCUUGCCAGUUGCUACUGGAUCACAGCAAAAGCAACAAGAAGUUUUACGUCCGUGCUUAGAGAGCUACGCUCAGUCUGUUUUUGGGUACAGCCAAAGUCGCGUAUCCAUUAGAUAGACUUGCACAAUCAAUGCAAUUUAGAAAGGGCCAAUUUGGCUGCUUAACAUGGAAGGGAAUGUUUGUUUGUUUUUGAUUUUUUUUUGUAAUUUUUUAAAAAUAGCAAAUGUUGAAUUAAACUUUAUAUUUCAUGGA